Hibiscus syriacus is the source of this 5054-nucleotide messenger RNA. Its product is annotated as probable lysine-specific demethylase ELF6. Gene Ontology annotation, biological process: chromatin remodeling. Gene Ontology annotation, molecular function: histone H3K4me/H3K4me2/H3K4me3 demethylase activity. The transcript has 7 exons. NCBI's taxonomy places the organism in Eukaryota, Viridiplantae, Streptophyta, Magnoliopsida, Malvales, Malvaceae. The coding region runs from base 452 to 4849 and encodes 1465 amino acids. The record is from RefSeq and is a predicted model, not a curated record. Gene Ontology annotation, cellular component: nucleus.
CUGCAUCAUCAUUCCCUUGCACGAUAGCCCUUUUCCACCGUCCCCUGCUAACUUGCACUGUCUGGCUUGAUCAAAACCUAGCUUCCUCCUCCUGUUGUUUCCCGCUUUGUGAAGACUAUUGUUAAGAUUUUCAAGCGGCUUCAGGUGGUUCUCCAGGUUUUAAUUCUUUUUUUUUCUUUCCCCAAUUUAUUUGAUAGAUUUUUAAAGCAAUGGAUUUGGAACUUUUACCCUAGAACUUUGGGGUUUUAUGGAGUUUCGAUUGAAGAAAACCAAGAAACAAGAGAAACCCAUUUUUGGAAACGUGUUAUAACAAUGGAAUCUAGUGAUAUAGAGAAUUGGAUUUUUGUUAAUUGUCAUGCCUCACUUUGAAACACCCAUGAGCAAUGUUUGUUAAGGGUUCAUGAUUUGAUUGGUUUAUGUUGUUCUUCGUUGUUUAGAAUCUUUGUUGUAAAUGGGAAAUGUUGAAGUACCAAAGUGGCUUAAACGGUUGCCAUUGGCACCUGAAUUUCGGCCGACUGACACGGAGUUUGCUGACCCCAUUGCAUAUAUAUCAAAGAUUGAGAAAGAAGCUAGUUCUUAUGGUAUAUGUAAGAUUAUUCCACCAUUGCCAAAACCAUCGAAAAAGUAUGUUUUUAACAAUUUGAAUAGGUCGCUCUCCAAGUGUCCGGAAUUAGGAAGUGAUGUGAAUGUAGACUCUGUUUCGAGUUUUGGGGAUAGUGGUGGUGAUGAAGGUGAAAGAAGGGCGGUGUUUACGACUCGACAUCAGGAGCUGGGACAGAGUGGGAAGAGAAUGAAAGGGGUGGCUAAUAGUCCACUAUGUGGUGCUCAGAAGCAAGUGUGGCAAAGUGGGGCAAUUUAUACAUUAGAGCAGUUUGAAUCCAAGUCUAAGACAUUGGCAAAGAGUUUAUUGGGCUUGCUUAAGGAGGUAUCACCGUUGCAUAUCGAGGCAUUAUUUUGGAAGUUGGCUUCAGAGAAGUCUUUAUAUGUGGAAUAUGCUAAUGAUGUCCCUGGAUCAGGUUUUGGGGAACCAGACAAUCAAUUUCAGUAUUUCCAGAGGAGGAGGAGGAAGAGGAUGUCAUACAGGAGGAAAAACUCUGAAUUCAAGAAAGAUGAGAUCGAUACUGUAAAUAAUUCACACAGGGAUGAGAUUAAAAAUACAUCCGUUAAAAGUGACCUAGAUAAACGUGUAGAAACACCCAAGUCAUCAACUACAUUGUCAACCAUGGCAUCAGAUGGAAGUUCUCAUUCUAAAAGAAAGAAUGGAAAUGCUGACAGUGAUAUGGAAGGUACCGCUGGUUGGAAGCUAUCAAAUAGUCCUUGGAAUCUUCAAGUGAUUGCUCGCUCGGCUGGCUCAAUUACACGUUUUAUGCCUGAUGAUAUUCCUGGUGUUACUUCUCCCAUGGUUUAUAUUGGCAUGUUGUUUAGCUGGUUUGCAUGGCAUGUUGAAGAUCAUGAGCUUCAUAGCAUGAAUUUUCUUCAUACUGGCUCUUCAAAGACUUGGUAUGCUGUUCCUGGAGAUCAUGCAUUUUCUUUUGAGGAAGUUAUCCUCACCGAGGGUUAUGGUGGUAACAUUGACCGCUUAGCUGCUCUGUCAUUACUGGGUGAGAAGACAACUCUUCUAUCACCUGAAUUGAUUGUCACAUCUGGCAUUCCUUGUUGUAGGUUAGUACAGAAUCCUGGUGAAUUUGUUGUGACUUUUCCGAGAGCCUACCACGUAGGAUUCAGCCAUGGUUUUAAUUGCGGGGAAGCUGCAAACUUUGGAACUCAACAGUGGCUUCAAGUCGCUAAAGAAGCUGCUGUGCGUAGAGCGGCUAUGAACUAUCUUCCAAUGCUUUCUCAUCAGCAGCUGUUAUACCUUUUGACCAUGUCUUUUGUGUCAAGGAUACCUAGAUCCUUGCUUCCUGGUGCUCGCAGUUCUCGUCUGAGAGAUCGCUUGAAGGAAGAACGAGAGGUGCUAGUAAAGAAGGCAUUUAUAGAAGAUUUGUUAACCGAAAAUAAAUUGUUAUCUCUUCUUCUAAAAAGAGAAUCGACUUAUAGUCCAAUAAUGUGGGACCCUUUGUUACUUCCUUAUACGAGCAAAGAUUCCGAAUUACCCAGCAGAACUGCUACAGAUUCUAUGAUGCUGCAAGAAAAUAUUUCUGACAUUCACAUUGAAGACAAAUCUGAUCAAAAGAAUCUCUUAGAUGAGAUGAGCUUCUACAUGGAAAAUCUGAACUAUUUAUAUUCUAAUGAUGACGAUUUGACAUGUGAUUUACAAGUUGAUUCGGGGACAUUGGUCUGUGUGGCUUGCGGAAUUCUAGGUUAUCCGUUUAUGUCUGUGGUACAGCCAUCUGAGGGAGCAAUGAUGGAACUACCUGCGAAUCAUGUUUCAAGUCAAGGUCCAGCAGUCUUGGAAACUAAGAGUUCUUGCCUUGUCAAGGGCUCAGUUUUGGACAAUCUCAAUCAUGUUGCAGAUCUAUCACUUCCUUCCAAGGAGUCACCAUUACAAUCAAUAACCAAGUUUUCCAAAGGAUGGAACACCUGUAAUAAAUAUUUGAGACCUCGGAUUUUCUGCCUGGAGCAUGCUGUUCAAGUUGAUGAGCUUUUGCAGUCCAAAGGUGGAGCAAAAAUGCUGGUAAUUUGCCAUUCAGAUUAUCAGAAAAUAAAGGCACAUGCAAUACCAGUUGCGGACGCUAUUGGCAUCCCUUUUAAUUACAAUGAUGUUCUACUAGAUGCUGCAUCCGAGGAGGAUCUGAAUUUGAUCAAUUUUGCAAUUGAUGAUGAACAUGAUGAAAUUCGGGAAGACUGGACCUCCGAUCUUGGUGUUAACUUGAGGUACUGUGUCAAAGUCCGGAAAAACUCCCCAUUUAAGCAGGUUCAGCAUGCACUACCAUUGAGCGGUCUUUUUGCUGAUAAAUACAGCAGUUCGGAGUUAUUAAACAUAAAAUGGCAGUUGCGGAAAUCCCGUUCAAAAGGCAAGUUGAACCACCCAUCACCAUCCAAACCACAUCAAAGCCUCAAAACGGAAGUAAAUAAAAUAUUGGUGGAAAAUCUCGAUAGCAACAUUUCUAAUUAUGGACUUAAAUUAAUUCACUAUUCAAGAAGGAAAAAAAGAAAACAGGAUUAUUCUACUGGAGCUGGUUGGGACAGUGAAAUGUUAAAGAAUGACUUGCCAAGAGAAGAUUUGGAUGCGUCCAGUCAACUCAUUGAUGAACAUGGUGGAAAUAAAUCCAAGAUAAAUACCAGAAGUGAGUCAAUUCGGAUACAACUUGAAAUCCUGCCUUCCUCGGUGGUAGAAAAGGACCAGAACAAAAUUUUGGAGGAAUUGGAUCCGGACGAUGAAACUCGGAGUUUGACAGCCUGUGCUAGUUCUCAAAAGAAAAGCGCGAUCAAGCUUAUGGAGAGUAACAGUAAGAGUGAUGAGAUUUCUCCUGCCGAUGAGGGUUCUAAAUGCUGCAUUUUUGCGGAUGAUGAAAGGUAUGUGGAGAACUCUACCAUUGCUACUGAGGUUUGCAAUCCAUUUUCUGAAGGACAGAGUGAGGCACUGGCUUCUGGCUAUGGUUCGACAGAUCUUGGUAACUCAACAAGUUAUCAUUCUGCUCAGCGAUGUGCUGGAAGAUUUUAUCAAGGAUUGGGGGGCAUGACUGUUCCAAAAAUUUCCAUAAACUCAUGUAUGACGUCUGAGAACGAAGUGCUGCAAAAAACUGAAGCUACCAACAGAAAUAACUGCAAGGCGAUGUUAAGAUCUGAGGAUCGUGAUGGUACAAAUUCCAAGAAUAAAGAACAGCAGCAGGAAAUCCAGAUUAAUGCAAGCAAGGAAGGGCUUCUAUCUGGUUCUGUCAUGCCAGGGCGAAUUGAUCGGUCUGCUAACUUCUCUGUUGAAGAAUAUUCCACAACUUCCAAGAAUCCCUGUAUCAAUCAUACUGAUGUGACCUUAGAUGUUGAAGUAUUGCAAGAAACUCGAGCUACAAAAAGAACCGCUGAGGAUGAAGUUACAACCGGUUCCAAUUUGCCAAUCCAAGAAAAGCACCCUACUCACUUGGUGAUAGAAGCUUGCUCUGAGGUCCACCGAGAUAGUGGUUCUCGGGAGAAGCUGAAUGAUGCUGCAAUUGCAGAUGAAGAAACUGUUUCUUGCUGUCAUAGUCCUGUAAAUCUGACAACUAUAGCAACCCAAAGCUACUCAAGAACAAAUAGAGAGACUCAUACAACCGUGAAUGCAAAUGAUGGCGGGGAAGUUUGUUCUUUUGCAGAGAAUGAAGCUCACGGGUCUGUUAUGACAGGUUGUAAGCCAAGUGCCAUCUAUGUAAGAAAGAAGAAGAGAGAACUGGAGGAAACACUUGAGACGGGUGGUGGUAAUGGCUUUAUUAGAAGUCCAUGUGAAGGGUUGAGGCCGAGGGCUCGGAAAGAUGCAACCAGCAGUCUUAAUGCGUGUAAAGCAUCUUCUGAGGGGCUGCCAACCAAAGAGAUGAGGAAACCUUCUGUUCAUACCCAGAGUAAGAAAACAAUAAAAAAAGGGUCUCAUGGAUGUGACCUGGAAGGCUGCCAUAUGAGUUUUGAGACGAAGGAAGAAUUGAGGUUGCACAAACGGAAUCGGUGUGCGUACGAUGGAUGUGGAAAGAAAUUCCGUUCCCACAAAUAUGCAAUCCUUCAUCAACGAGUCCAUGAAGAUGAUAGGCCCCUCAAGUGCCCAUGGAAAGGUUGUUCCAUGUCAUUCAAGUGGGCAUGGGCUAGGACUGAGCAUAUACGGGUGCACACCGGAGAACGCCCUUAUAGGUGCAAGGUUGAGGGAUGUGGCCUCUCUUUCAGAUUUGUGUCUGAUUUUAGCCGGCAUAGACGAAAAACCGGGCAUUAUGUGGACUCUUCACCCUGAAAGUUUGUCACUAUAGGCAGGCUUCAUCUGUAAUGCACCAGGGCAUGAACCGAACUUGAAGAUUCUGAUUAGGCAUAGGUUAAGACUGAACUGAUCCUUUUGUAGAUUGGCAUUCUCCACUCAUUUGAAUGCUAUUAAGAGUGGAAGAUCCUUCCUGUCACUUGUAUUAUGACAAUCCUUUUACUCCCCCAUUUUUCAUUUUUUU